UUUUUUUUAAUGUGUAUUGCGAUUCAUUGCGAUCCCUCACGUCGGGGUCUAGAGACGCAUACCACCCAUGUUAUAUUCCGUCAUGUAGCUUACCUAUAGUGCGCUUAUACACACGACAAUCCUACAUCCAGCAAAUCUGCAAAAUGUCCUUGUCGAACCAACUUAAUGCCUGUCUGGCGAUGCCGCCCUCUCUGCGACUCGCUGUGAUCGGGGGUCCCCCGCGAAUACGACCAAGUCGGAUCAACCUUGCUUUGAAGGUUUAUAGAUCUACCGCCGCUUGGAAUUACGAUGAAGCCGCUGCUUUCCAUAUCCCCGAGUCUCGACAAGGUCGCGUCGACAAUGUCUCGCUCGAGACGCUUUGCAAAACAUCCCAUAUGCGAUCAACUCCCGAUGAGCCUCUCCUCUCCGGACUAAGUACCCUCUUUACUAGGAAUCCGGCAACGUUCCAAUAUGGAGAGACAGAUUUCUACAAGCUCAAGAAAAAUACCCUCAUCCCCGAAGUCUGUGUCCUCGGCCGAUCGAACGUUGGCAAAUCGUCUUUCGUCAAUGCUCUUGCUGGCCGAAGUCAACGAAGCCAAAACUCGCUGGCACGUAUUAGCAAGCACGCUGGAAAAACUAGAGAGAUGAACACAUAUGGAUUUGGACCAGCGCCGCUGCCGAAAGAUAUUGCCGCGUGGGCUGCCGAAAUUAAAGGAAAAGAGGAUAUCCCAACUCACACCUUUUACCUUGUGGAUAUGCCCGGAUACGGACACGCAUCCUUGGAAGACUGGGGACGUAAUAUCACACUAUACCUAACUAAGAGGAUAGGCGUAAAAGGAGCCAUCAUCUUGAUCGAUGCCGAAGUUGGGCCCAAGGAGCUGGAUUUGCAGUGUUUGCAAUUAUUGAGCUCUGCCAAUAUGAGAACCUCCAUCGUUCUCACUAAAGCUGAUAAGGUUAAAGGUGGCCUACCCGCCUUGGGUGAUUUAUGUGCCAAGUUACGGGACAACAUUCUCGAGAUUGAAAAUUCACAAGAGAAUUAUAAUUGGAAUUUGGAUAGAGACGUUUUUGUCACUGCCCUUGGCGCGAGAGACGCUGCUGUCAUACAUUCGACAGCAUCGCAUGCGAGAUUUGCUGUAGCUCGUUUAGCAGGCUUGAUAGAAACCAACCGACCGAACUCAGAAGAGAACAAGAAGUGGUCUGGCAAGGUUAUCUCGUUUGAAGACUUGCAGUAUGCGCCAAAGGAUUCCUUACCCAAGAAAGUAGACACCUCUGAAUCUGCUAAAUUAGAAUGGGCUGCGGGCAGGGGGCACGAGGCUCGUUAUGGAAUCAUCCCAGGUGUUUUUAGCUCCUUACAUUCAAGGAUUAUCACCCAACCCCAGGCUCGAAACUUCCACAGUAACAGCCAUAGGAUGAAAAACCCAGGCCCGCAGGAUUCACAGGAGAUGGUUGACAUCCUAGACGACUUCAUAAGAAAACUUAAGGCCAAUAACACAACUAGUAGCUUUGUUCGAAACGUGCGGCGGAGGAAGGAUAAGCGUCUACCCCCUGAGCCCGAAAAACGCAACAUCCUCGGCAGACAGGAGGAAAAACUGCAGAAGGCCCUGAGCAAGCGCUUCACCGAGGAUGUGGCUAGGUCACAAAAGAUACGCGAGCAGAGGUUGACGGGGGAAGAAGAAUGGCCCACCGACUUUCCUUCGUCGCGGGGCAAGAGUGGGAAACAGAAAAAUGAGGUUAUGACUCCAGACGCGUUUAAGGCUCUAGUGACGCAAUCGGCGUGGGAAGACACCCCGUCACCAUCUUCAGGAAAAACCAAUAAGAAGAAAAAAGGCCAGAAUAAAUCUGGUAAGAAACAAACGAAGCAAAAAGAAAAAGAGGUAGUGAUGGAUGAGUUUGAUGCCAAAUUUGCCAAAGCAUUUACGGGAAAAUUCUAGGUGGGGAUGAUGUUGGUGUUCUAGUAUAAAGGGCCAACGCCUGGGCUGGCUUCGGACUCGGGUAUAGCGACAUAUCAUAUGGGCAACCUACCUUGAAUAGAUACCUGUCGUGAGUCUAACACGAUGGCUGUACAUGAUGUACUCUACUAUGGUCACACGCAUAUAGGUAGCAUAAGGACAUAUUGAACACAACUCUUGAUUCUAUUCAACCA
This is a messenger RNA of Daldinia vernicosa, 2122 nucleotides long. RefSeq lists its product as uncharacterized. The coding region runs from base 144 to 1910 and encodes 588 amino acids. Gene Ontology annotation, molecular function: GTP binding. The record is from RefSeq and is a predicted model, not a curated record. Lineage: Eukaryota; Fungi; Ascomycota; Sordariomycetes; Xylariales; Hypoxylaceae. Gene Ontology annotation, cellular component: mitochondrion. The transcript has a single exon.